This is a messenger RNA of Parnassius apollo (apollo), 1407 nucleotides long. Lineage: Eukaryota; Metazoa; Arthropoda; Insecta; Lepidoptera; Papilionidae. The record is from the annotation of a GenBank genome assembly.
AUGGAAUUUGAUAGAACGCGCAAAAUAUCAAAUGAAAUUGCUACGGCUGAGGAUGCGGUGCCACAAGUUGCAGAACAACCCGCACACGUGGAUACCGCCGUGAAUACCCCAGUGGUGGCUGAUUCAAAUGAUGAUGGAACAUUCGCCCAGGAACUAGAAAUAGAGCAAAUGAGGAGUACAUUGGAAGAGGCGAUUAUGGAUACGCGCAGUACGCCUCUCAAAAAUCGACCGCGACUUCCCCGCAUAGCCCUAAGCAAGCGGAAUCGGGCUGUCGUGAGGGCUCUGAACCCAAUGCUGGUGACCUAUUUGGAAGCCAGCCGGGACCUUUGCGAUACGGACUCAAUUCUUUUUGGCACCGCGCUAGCAGUCUGCCGAAACAUAGGCGCCAAGGUUUCCACGGCUGGACGUGCUACUGGCCAAAGUAGCGCAAAGGCUAGAGCUCUCAUCGGCAGACUGAUAUACUUCAGAUCAAGCAAUAACAGGCCAAGAACUGUGCACACCGUCAGGAUGGCAUUUGCUGGGACAAAUAUCAGUUUGUACCAGCCGGAUAUAAUGCAAAAACUGACGGAGCUUAUAGAUGAUCUGAAUCAGAGAAUCGCUGCUUGGGGAAAGCGGAUUCGGCGAAAUACCGAUAGGUCGACUCGACCAAUGGCAAGUGGAACGCGCCCAGCACCGAAUCAGGCCGACACUGUAACAUUUUGGUGCGGCCUGUGGUCAGAGCCCGUAAACCACAGCGAGGGCUCUUGGACGGAAGUUGUGGCGAGUCAGUGUGUGAGUAUAACGCCCAUGGACCCCGUCAUUAUAACGCCGAAUGACGUAGCUGAGGCGGUCCGUAGGGCCCCGAACAGGAAAAGUCCGGGACUCGACGGGCUGCAUCACUACUGGCUGAAGGAGUUUGGGGUCCUUGGCUCACAGUUUCGUUGUCUAGUUAAAAGUCAGUUUAAUCCAUCAUAUUAUAAUCAAAUGGCGUUAAAACGAAUUAAUAGGGAAUUACAAGACCUGGGCAGAGAUCCACCAGCACAAUGUUCUGCAGGUCCACACGGCGAAGAUCUAUUCCACUGGCAAGCCACAAUAAUGGGUCCUGUCGACAGCCCUUAUCAAGGAGGAGUUUUUUUCUUGACUAUACAUUUCCCUACAGACUACCCAUUCAAACCACCCAAAGUUGCAUUCACAACACGUAUUUAUCACCCUAACAUAAACAGUAAUGGGUCAAUUUGCCUUGACAUUCUCCGUGCACAAUGGUCUCCUGCACUUACCAUAUCUAAAGUGUUGCUCUCAAUCUGCUCAUUGCUAUGUGAUCCAAACCCAGAUGAUCCAUUGGUGCCAGAAAUUGCUAGGAUCUAUAAAACUGACAGAGAAAAGUACAAUGAAUUAGCCCGAGAGUGGACAAGGAAGUAUGCCAUGUGA